This is a messenger RNA of Coffea eugenioides, 1382 nucleotides long. RefSeq names its product peroxidase 42. The coding region runs from base 58 to 1047 and encodes 329 amino acids. Gene Ontology annotation, molecular function: peroxidase activity; heme binding. The record is from RefSeq and is a predicted model, not a curated record. NCBI's taxonomy places the organism in Eukaryota, Viridiplantae, Streptophyta, Magnoliopsida, Gentianales, Rubiaceae. The transcript has 4 exons. Gene Ontology annotation, biological process: response to oxidative stress; hydrogen peroxide catabolic process.
GGCAAGCGAUCCAAAAUGUAAGGUCAGUCACCUUUACUUUACUGUUGUGCGGAAAAGAUGAAUUCCAGAGCUCUCUUCAUCUUUGCCAUCCUCUCCUUCUUCGCCUUCUCUGCUUUUGCACAAGAAAAUGGGGAAGACCCUGGUCUUCUCAUGAACUUCUACAAGGAUUCAUGCCCUCAAGCUGAAGAUAUCAUCAGGGAGCAAGUCAAGCUUCUCUACAAGCGCCACAAGAACACUGCAUUCUCCUGGCUAAGGAACAUUUUCCAUGACUGUUUUGUCGAGUCAUGUGAUGCUUCAUUGCUGCUGGACUCAACCAGGAGAGUCUUGUCCGAGAAGGAGACAGACAGGAGCUUUGGUAUGAGGAACUUCAGAUACAUUGAGGACAUCAAAGACGCUGUGGAAAGAGAGUGCCCUGGAGUUGUUUCCUGUGCUGAUAUACUGGUGUUGUCUGCCAGAGAUGGCAUCGUUGCUUUGGGAGGCCCAUAUAUUCCACUUAAAACUGGAAGAAGGGAUGGCAGAAGGAGCAGAGCAGAGAUUCUUGAGCAGCAUCUCCCGGAUCACAAUGAGACCAUGACCGUUGUCCUUGACCGAUUUGGAUCUAUUGGUAUUGAUGCCCCUGGAGUUGUUGCCUUGUUAGGUGCUCACAGUGUGGGCAGAACCCACUGUGUGAAGCUGGUUCACCGUCUAUACCCAGAGGCUGAUCCAGCAUUCCCAGCUUCCCAUGUAGAGCACAUGCUCAAGAAGUGCCCUGACACGAUCCCUGAUCCAAAGGCAGUCCAGUAUGUGAGAAAUGACCGUGGGACACCCAUGAUAUUGGACAACAAUUACUACAGAAACAUAUUGGACAACAAGGGAUUAUUGCUCGUGGACCACCAAUUGGCUAAUGACAAAAGAACCAAACCCUACGUCAAGAAAAUGGCCAAGAGCCAAGACUACUUCUUCAAGGAGUUCUCUAGAGCCAUCACCAUUCUCUCUGAGAACAACCCUCUUACAGGAUCAAAGGGAGAGAUCAGAAAACAAUGCAAUCUUGCAAACAAGCUCCAUUAAAGGGUUUGCAUUGCUGUAAAAAUCCCACCUUUUUUCUUCUCUGAUGUAUGCGUUCAGGAAGGAGAAGAAAGGGAGGAUUGACCAAUAAAUUUGAGGUUCACACGCCAGUGGCUGUGACCCAUGUUGAUAUUACGCACUAUUUGUCUUGUAGGUUUUAUGUAUUUCGUUGUUGCUUGAUUGCCUGUGAGCUGUGACCUUCCAAGGUCGAUCUUAGUAAUGAUCAUGGUGAAUGUUCGCGUGGAUCAUGAUGUAUUGUUGAUGAUGAUGGUGAUUGUGAUAGAUUAAUAUGCAGCAUUUGCAAUGUGAUGGUUGCUUUAGCAGAUUUGAAGAUUAAA